Molecule: messenger RNA, 1932 nt
Organism: Cydia splendana
Lineage: Eukaryota; Metazoa; Arthropoda; Insecta; Lepidoptera; Tortricidae
Exons: 2
Coding region: 367-1932 (521 amino acids)
Biological process (GO): DNA integration
Molecular function (GO): nucleic acid binding; zinc ion binding
Source: RefSeq, a predicted model, not a curated record
GAAUCUUGUAUGUACACCCUUAUAAUACCAACCAAUGAAUGUACGCAUGUGUGAAUGACACCUUAUGUUCUUUAGUCUAUGUCGCUACUCUAUUUGCUCCCUCUCUUUGAUUUCGGCUGCGUUGAUGGUCGGACGCGUAAGCUUUGGCUCCCAUAAUUGUAUUAACAUAUAUUAUUUACUAGAUAAUAAAGUUCAUGUGCAUUGUGCGAACAGUGAGUAUUCUUUCUCCACCGCCCUGCUGCUGCGGAACCUCGUAUCCGCGUAAUAGGUUCUGGGCACAGUCACGAUUGAUAUAUAUUCACUGUUCGCCAUCACGCCAUCCACACGUGGGUCAUCAUCCUAUGAUCGCCGGUAAGCGCAUUCAUCAUGGCCGAGGUGAAUCAAAACCAACCUCUCAGCUACUCCAACCAUUCGAUAGAAAAGCUACGUGGCUCGGAAAACUACCAGACAUGGAAGUACCAGAUCAGGAUGCUGCUGACCCUGGACGGUUUGUGGGAGACUGUGGAAGGGACGGACGUUGACCCUUCGCACGUCAAACGAGCAUUGGCUCGCAUCGGCCUCAGCGUUUCGACCGCGUGCCUACAACACAUCAGAAAGGCGACGACCGCUAAAGAAGCGUGGGAUAACCUAAAAACUGUUUUUGAAAACAAAGGUUUGUACAGGCGCGUGCUGCUAUUGCGGCAGCUGCAUCGUAUAGAGUACAAGCAAUAUAACUGCAUGUCCCGUUACCUGGAAGCGGUGAUGUCGCUCGUUCAUCAAUUGGCGGAUAUUGACAAGAACAUAGAAGAUAAAGAAGUGGUGGAACUUCUCCUUAGCGGACUGCCAGACGAAUACGACGCGCUGGUAAGCAACCUCGAGACUGCAAAUAUCGCCGACACCAACCUCACCGCUGAUAUGGUGAGAUCUCGCCUUCUUCAAGAAGAAUCGAGGAAAAUGGAAGGAUCUUCCUGUGUAGAUGAAGCCGCCCUGUUCUCCAAGGCAAGAAACACAGUACCCAGACAACAAAAACAGGUUACUUGUCACUACUGCGGAAAAUCAGGCCAUAUAAAAAGCAAGUGCUUCAAAUAUAGGAAGGACAAGGUGAAGAAUCGGUCGCUUCUGGCUACCGAGUCAUCGAAAGCCUUUUUUGUGAAGAAGUCAUCCUUUUACCUGGACUCUGGAUGCUCCAAUCAUCUUUGCAACGACAAGACAAUCCUGAAGGACUACAAGGAGCUGCCGGGCGAAGGAAGUAAAGUGACUUUGGCCAACGAUGACUCUAUAUCGGCUGAAGGCGUCGGGGAACUGCCAGUGGGAGGCGUCAUCGAUAAACUUAAUAAGGAAACUUCUGGUGCGAAGUGUGAGACCUGUCUGCUUGGGAAGCAAGUUGCCUUGCCGUAUCCCGUGGGCGAGGCUACACGUGCACACGUACCUUUGCAACUAGUGCAUAGCGAUGUAGCAGGUCCGUUUCAAGAAGACAGCAUUGGAGGUGCGAGGUUCAUGGUUACCAUGACUGAUGACUACACCAGGAAGUCACACAUCUUCCUCAUGCGUCAUAAAUCCGAGGUAAUUAAACAUUUUAUUACUUACAAGAAUUUAGUAGAAAAACAAUUAGGAUUGCCAAUUAAAACUCUUCGGACAGAUUUUGGGUCUGAAUAUUGUAACAAAAGUUUUGCUGAUUUUCUUAGAAGAGAAGGUAUUGUUCAUCAGAAGAGUGUUCCUUACUGCCAUCAGCAGUGUGGUGUUGCUGAGAGACUGAAUAGGACUCUUCUUGACAAGGCUAGAUGUAUGUUAUAUGAAGCUGGUCUCAGCAAGUGUUUUUGGGGUGAAGCAGUUAUGACUGCUGCAUACUUAAAGAAUAGGAGUCCAACAAGUGCAUUGUCGGGACUAGACGUGCGCGCCGCCGCGGCGCGCCGCCGCCAUAAGGAGUCAGCGCGCCGCCGCCGCCGCCGGUAG